AUGGGCAUAAUGGGUAUCGCGAGGGGAAGUUUGUGCUUCAGUACCAUCCGCAAGGGUUGGCAGGGUGAUUCGAAUGAUGGAGGGAUUGCAACAACUCAGUGUGAGUAUGAUGCUGCGUCGAAUCUGGCAAAGAGCUCUUCUGGGCUUCCUCUUCAUUCAGAGAUUGUUCCCCCGCUCCCCCCAAAGUUCAGGGGAGUCGACGAGAAGACCUUGCAGAUUGCAAUCGAGACUUGCUUUCCGACAUUACCCAAACACAUGGCUGGAAUCCUUGAGCAUUGCCUGGCCAGCAUCGUGUACCACUUCAACUACUUGAGUCUGCGGUUGGACCCUUGCCAUCCUUUCUGGAGCAGUGCCUUGUUUCUGGAGCGAGGCUUGUUGGAAAAGCUCAAGGAAAAGGCAUUCCUGCCCCAGACUCCGGAGGUGCCGAGGGUAAAUAAUGUCUGCGCUCAGAGCCAAGCUCCCCCCCCGCCUGUCGAAGUGCCCUGUGAUGAUCCCUCUAACCGUAAUUCCUUGGACAAUGUGCCCAAGGACGCAGCCUUGGUUCCUGAGCCAGAGCUGUCGGUGCAGUUGAAAUCGUUGGAGAAGAAGAUUGAUGAACAGCGUGUUGAACUCAAGAGGAUGUAUAGAUUGGGGAUCGACGAGGUGAUGAAAGAGCUGAAUACUAUGCACGAGCAAUACAUGCAAAAGAUGCAAUCAAUGCAGCAGCAGAUGAAACAAAUGGAUCAGCAGGUCAGCUGUUUGUUCAAUCAGAUAAACACGACACUGGAGAAUCGGGAAGGUCAGGCCGUCAACCCGGAAGAGCAGGAGCAAUUGCAGCGGCAGCGGCAAAACGUUGGAUUCCAGCACCUGUUUCAACAGCAGCAAGAAAUGCAAAGGAUGUUCCUGGAAAACAAUCAGCAACAUUGGCAGAUUCAGAAACAAAUUCUUCAGAAGCUGCAGCAAAAAGGGCAGCAGGGGAAGGGCAAGGGACGGGGGCACGAGCAGGGUGGAAGUGCAGGGCUAUCAGUGGAGCCUUCUGAGCUGAGCGCACCGUCGCAAGACUCAGAGGAAUCGCAGGACGAGAGUUCAGUCAACGUGCGGUCGGAACCCAUGAAGGUAUCGGAUGAAGCCGGAGUCAUGAUGAACGCCUGGACCCUCUGGCACUGCGGAAACCAUCACAAAAGUCUGCCUCCUAUGAAGAACUGGAAGGCGGCGCAGCUGUCAAGCCGGGCGGAGAGCAGGAGGCUGUCGGACAUGAGGUACCUGAUGAAGAACUUCCAUCAGUUCAUCAAGAGGAGCAUCCUUGAUAGCCCCUUGCACGAGUUCACCAAGAGCUUGGAGCUGGAUCAGUUGAAAGCUUUCAUUGACGGCGCCCCGUCGCUGCAGGAGGCGAAUGCUCUGUUCAAGAAACAUUCUGACAGGUUCCUGUCAUGGACGGAGCGCGGAGAGGCCAAUGAGAGCUAUAGCGAGCGGAGUGGGCAGCUUUCAUGGAUAACCUACGUCAAGAAACUGCGGGUGAAGGAGAAAACAAGCCCUCAGGAGAUGGAGUGGUUGUGGAAGAGUGAGGGUUGA
This is a messenger RNA of Guillardia theta CCMP2712, 1551 nucleotides long. RefSeq lists its product as hypothetical. The record is from RefSeq and is a predicted model, not a curated record. Bases 1 to 1551 code for a protein of 516 amino acids. NCBI's taxonomy places the organism in Eukaryota, Cryptophyceae, Pyrenomonadales, Geminigeraceae. The transcript has 2 exons.